UUUUACUCGCAAGUGAAGUUCGACCGCAAAGAAUAAAUGUGAAUAAAAAUAAAUAUAUCGUGAAGCAUCUAUAUGAAUUGUGUAUUUUAUGAAUCAAUUAGGGAAAAUUGAACAGCAAGUUUGCCGAGUAGUUAUUGUUUGAGGUUUAUUUUCGGUUCGGAAUUGGGGGAUACAAAAUUGAAUUCUUUGCGGUGAAAGGAAUUGUGGACAAUUUACAAGAGAGCUGACAAAAUGACGACGGACAUUUCAAUUGUUCGAUGGGAUCCCAGCCAGGGUCCAGGCAACGAAUAUAUCGAUGAAUACGAAUACGAUGGCGGCAAUUCCAGUUCGCGCCUGUUCGAGAGGUCGCGCAUCAAGGCGCUGGCCGAGGAGCGCGAGAGCGUACAGAAGAAGACCUUCACCAAGUGGGUGAAUUCGCAUCUAUGCCGGGUCAAUUGUCGCAUCGCCGAUCUCUAUGUGGAUAUGCGCGAUGGCAAGCAUUUAAUUAAGCUGCUGGAGGUGCUAUCCGGCGAACGCCUGCCCAAGCCCACCAAGGGCAAGAUGCGCAUACACUGCCUGGAGAAUGUCGACAAGGCGCUUCAGUUUCUGCGCGAACAGCGCGUCCAUCUUGAGAACAUUGGCUCCCACGACAUUGUCGAUGGUAAUGCCUCACUCAAUCUCGGCCUCAUCUGGACGAUUAUCUUGCGCUUCCAGAUACAAGAUAUCACCAUCGAGGAGGUGGACAACAAGGAGACAAAGUCGGCCAAGGACGCGCUGCUGCUGUGGUGCCAGAUGAAGACCGCUGGCUAUCACAAUGUGAACGUGCGCAACUUUACGACCUCGUGGCGGGAUGGAUUGGCCUUCAAUGCGAUCAUACACAAACACCGUCCAGACCUCGUGCAAUUCGAGAAGCUAUCGAAGACCAAUGCCAUACACAAUCUGAACAAUGCAUUCGACGUGGCCGAGGACAAGCUGGGCCUGGCCAAGCUGCUGGAUGCCGAAGACGUUUGCGUCGAGCAUCCUGACGAGAAGUCGAUCAUCACGUAUGUGGUCACGUACUAUCACUACUUCAGCAAGCUGAAGCAGGAGACGGUCCAGGGCAAGCGUAUCGGCAAGGUGGUCGGCAUUGCCAUGGAGAACGACAAGAUGAUUCACGACUAUGAGCACUUCACCAGCGACCUGCUCAAGUGGAUCGAGACGACGAUACUGUCGCUGGGUGAGCGCGAAUUCGAGAACUCGCUGGUCGGCGUACAGGGUCAGCUGGCGCAGUUCUCCAAUUAUCGCACUAUCGAGAAGCCGCCCAAGUUUGUGGAGAAGGGCAAUCUGGAGGUGCUGCUCUUUACGCUCCAGUCGAAGAUGCGGGCCAACAACCAGAAACCGUAUACGCCCAAGGAGGGCAAAAUGAUAUCGGACAUCAACAAGGCCUGGGAGCGACUCGAGAAGGCCGAGCACGAGCGUGAGCUGGCGCUGCGCGAAGAGCUCAUCCGUCAGGAGAAACUGGAGCAGUUGGCGGCGCGUUUCGAUCGCAAGGCCUCCAUGCGUGAGACCUGGCUGUCGGAGAACCAGCGUCUAGUUAGCCAGGAUAACUUUGGCUUCGAUCUGGCCGCCGUUGAGGCGGCUGCCAAGAAGCACGAAGCCAUCGAGACGGACAUCUUUGCGUACGAGGAGCGCGUCCAGGCGGUCGUUGCCGUUUGCGAUGAACUCGAGUCGGAGCGCUAUCACGACGUGAAGCGCAUCCUGCUGCGUAAGGACAACGUGAUGCGCCUGUGGACGUAUCUGUUGGAGCUGUUGCGCGCACGUCGCAUGCGCUUGGAGAUCUCGCUGCAGCUGCAGCAGAACUUCCAGGAGAUGCUCUACAUACUGGACAACAUGGAGGAGAUCAAACAGCUCCUGAUGACCGAUGACUAUGGCAAACAUCUGAUGGGUGUCGAGGAUCUGCUCCAGAAGCACUCGCUGGUCGAGGCCGACAUCAAUAUUUUGGGCGAGCGCGUCAAGGUCGUUGUACAGAACUCACAGAAGUUCCUCAGCGACGAUCCCGAAUCGUACAAGCCGUGCGAUCCCGAGAUCAUUGUCAGUCGCGUCCAGCAGCUGGAGGAUGCCUACGCGGAGCUGGUGCGUCUGGCCGUCGAGCGGCGCAGUCGCCUCGAGGAGAGCCGCAAGCUGUGGCAAUUCUAUUGGGACACCGCCGACGAGGAGAACUGGAUCAAGGAGAAGGAGCAAAUCGUCUCCACCGACGAGAUCGGUCACGAUCUGACCACGGUCAAUCUGUUGCUGAGCAAGCACAAGGCGCUCGAGUCGGAGAUCACAUCGCACGAUCCCCAGCUGCAGAAUGUGGCGAAGGUUGGAGCCGAGCUCAUUACCGAGGGUCACUUUGGCGCCGAUCGCAUCAAGGAUCGCCUCAAGGAGAUCUUGUCCAAGUGGGAUCAUCUGCUCGACUUGACAAAGUAUCGACGCCAGCGUCUGGAGAACGCCGUCGAGUAUUUCCAGCUGUUCGCCGAUGCCGACGACGUGGACAAUUGGAUGCUGGACACGCUGCGCAUUGUCUCCAGCGAGGAUGUUGGUCGCGACGAGGCCAAUGUCCAGUCGCUGCUCAAGAAGCACAAGGAUGUCGCCGACGAGCUGAAGAACUAUGCCGAGGUCAUCGAUGCCCUGCACAAGCAGGCCGAGACCCUCAAGCUCAACGACCCCGAAAAGGCGAAUGUGGACAAGCGUCUGGAGGCGAUCGAUACACGCUACAAGGAGCUCACCGAGCUGGCCAAGCUGCGCAAGCAGCGUCUCCUCGACGCGCUCAGCCUCUACAAGCUGAUGUCCGAGGCGGACGGCGUCGAGCAAUGGAUCAAGGAGAAGACCAAAAUGUUGGAUACCAUGGUGCCCGGCAAGGACAUCGAGGAUGUGGAGAUCAUGAAGCAUCGCUUCGAGGGCUUCGACAAGGAGAUGAAUGCCAAUGCCUCCCGUGUGGCCGUUGUCAAUCAGCUCGCCCGUCAGCUACUGCACGUCGAGCAUCCGAAUUCGGAUGAGAUACUCGACCGGCAGAAUCAUCUGAACCAGGAAUGGUCGACGCUGCGCGAAAAGGCCGAGGCCAAAAUGGAUGACCUCAAGUCGGCGCAUGGUGUCCAAACCUUCUACAUUGAGUGCCGCGAAACGAUCUCGUGGAUUGAGGACAAGAAGCGCAUCCUCACCGAAACGGACAGCUUGGAGAUGGAUCUGACCGGUGUGAUGACACUGCAGCGUCGCCUUAGCGGCAUGGAUCGCGAUCUGGCCGCCAUACAGGCGAAACUGUCGAGCUUGGGACGCGAGGCGGACAGCAUUGAGGUGGAGCAUCCGGAGGAGGCGCAGCUAAUCCGCGAAAGGAUCGCACAAAUCGAACUGAUCUGGGAGCAGUUGACACAGAUGCUAAAAGAGCGCGACUCCAAGUUGGAAGAGGCUGGCGAUUUGCAUCGUUUCCUGCGCGAUCUCGAUCACUUCCAGACUUGGCUGACCAAGACCCAAACGGAUGUCGCCUCCGAGGAUACGCCCACAUCGCUGCCUGAGGCCGAGAAGCUGCUUAACCAGCAUCAGUCCAUACGCGAGGAGAUCGACAACUAUACCGAGGACUAUAAGUCUAUGAUGGAGUACGGCGAACGUUUGACCACCGAGGGCAACACCUCCGAGGAUCCGCAGUACAUGUUCCUGCGCGAGCGCCUCAAUGCCCUCAAGGACGGCUGGGAGGAGCUGCAUCAGAUGUGGGAGAAUCGUCAGGUGCUGUUGUCGCAGAGCUUGGAUCAGCAGCUGUUCAAUCGGGAUGCACGCCAGACCGAGGUGCUGCUCAGCCAGCAGGAGCAUUUCCUCAGCAAGGACGAUACACCGGUUAAUCUGGAGCAGGCCGAGAAUCAGCUGAAACGACACGAAGCCUUCCUCACCACCAUGGAGGCCAACGAUGACAAGAUCAAUACGUUGCUCCAGGUGGCCGACACCUUGGUGGAGAAGGAGCACUUCGAUGCGGACAAGAUUGGUAAGCGGGCCGAGAACAUAACCGGACGUCGGGAUGAUAAUCGCCAGCGUGCGCUGGAUCAGCACGAGAAGCUAAAGAACCAGGUGAAGCUGCACGAAUUCCUGCAGGAUCUGGAAGAGCUGGCCGAAUGGGUGCAGGAGAAGUAUGUGACAUCACAGGAUGAGACCUAUCGCAGCGCCAAGACCAUACACUCCAAGUGGACCAGGCAUCAGGCCUUCGAGGCGGAAAUCGCUGCCAACAAGGAGCGCCUGUACGAGGCCGAAAAGUCUGCCCAGGAGUUGUCCAAGGAGAAGCCCGAAUUCAAGGAUGUCAUCGAGCCCAAACUCAAGGAACUGGCCAAACAGUUCGACGACCUUGAGGUCCAUACCAAGGAGAAGGGCGCCCUGCUCUUCGACGCCAAUCGCGAGGUGCUCGUCCAGCAGACCUGCGACGAUAUCGACUCCUACAUUACCGAUCUGGAGAAGCAGAUCGUCAGCGGUGACACAGCCAACGAUUUGACCUCUGUCAAUAUACUCAUGCAAAAGCAACAGGUCAUCCAGACCCAGAUGGCCGUCAAGGCCCGCCAGGUGGAGGAGAUUGACAAGCAGACGGAAUAUCUGCAGAAGACGGUGCCCGAGGAGAAGAUCGAACCGAUUGUCGUUAAGAAGACGGCCGUUUUGGAGCGUUUCGAGAAGAUCAAGGCACCGUUGUUGGAGCGCCAAAAGCAGCUGGAGAAGAAGAAGGAGGCCUUCCAGUUCUGUCGCGAUGUCGAGGAUGAGAAGCUCUGGAUCGAUGAGAAGCUGCCGGUGGCCAAUUCCACAGAUUACGGCAACUCGCUGUUCAAUGUGCAUGUCCUCAAGAAGAAGAACCAAUCGCUGGCCACCGAAAUCGACAACCAUGAGCCGCGCAUCAAUGCCAUCUGCAACAACGGACGCAAACUGAUCGACGAGGGUCACGAGGAUGCCAAGAAGUUCGAGGCGCUGAUCAGCGAUCUGACUGCCAAGUGGCAGGAGCUAAAGGAUGCCAUCGAGAAUCGCAAGCGGCAUCUGCUCGAAUCGGAGAAGGUGCAACAGUAUUUCUUCGACGCACAGGAGGCCGAGUCGUGGAUGAGCGAACAGGAGCUGUACAUGAUGGUCGAGGAUCGCGGCAAGGAUGAGAUAAGCGCCCAGAAUCUAAUGAAGAAGCACGAGAAUCUAGAGCAAUCGGUCGAGGACUAUGCGAACACCAUACGCCAGCUGGGCGAGGUGGCGCGUCAGUUCAGCAGCGAUGAUGUAUCCAACGGCGAUGCUGUCGCCGUCAAGCAAUCCCAGCUGGACAAGCUGUAUGCCGGACUCAAGGAUCUGGCCGGUGAGCGACGCGCUCGUUUGAACGAGGCGCUGCAGCUGUUCAUGCUCAGCCGCGAGGUGGACGAUCUGGAGCAAUGGAUCACCGAUCGUGAGGUGGUCGCCGGAUCCCAGGAGCUGGGCCAGGACUACGAUCAUGUUACGCUGCUAUCGGAGCGCUUCAAUGAGUUUGCACGCGACACCGAGGCCGUCGGUGGCGAACGUGUGGCCAAGGUUAACGGGAUUGCGGACAAUCUGAUACAGGCCGGACACUCGGACUCGGCGACCAUUGCCGAGUGGAAGGACAAUCUGAACGAGUCGUGGCAGGAUCUGCUCGAGCUGAUCGAGACGCGCACCCAAAUGCUGGCCGCUUCACGUGAACUGCACAAAUUCUUCCAUGACUGCAAGGAUGUGUUGGGACGCAUACUCGAGAAGCAGCACGGCGUCUCCGAUGAGCUGGGCCGCGAUGCCGGCUCCGUUUCGACGCUGCAGCGCAAGCACUACAAUUUCCAGCAGGAUCUGACGACACUGUACUCGCAGGUGCAGCAAAUCCAGGAGGAGUCCGCCAAGCUGCAGGACGCCUAUGCCGGCGACAAGGCCAAGGAGAUUACGAAUCGGGAACAGGAGGUUCUGCAUGCCUGGGACAAUCUGCAGGCCAUGUGCGAUGCACGCAAACAGAAGCUGGCCGAUACCGGCGAUCUGUUCCGUUUCUUCAAUAUGGUGCGCAUACUCACCAUCUGGAUGGAGGAUCUGGUGCGACAGAUGAACACGUCCGAGAAGCCGCGCGACGUAUCCGGCGUCGAGCUGCUAAUGAACAACCAUCAGAGUCUAAAGGCCGAGAUCGAUACGCGCGAGGAUAACUUCUCGGCGUGCAUAUCCCUUGGCAAGGAGCUGCUCACGCGCAAUCAUUACGCUUCCGCGGACAUCAAGGAUCGCCUCAAGCAGCUGAACAACAGUCGCAAUGCGCUACUUCUGCGCUGGGAGGAGCGCUGGGAGAACCUACAGCUGAUUCUGGAGGUGUAUCAGUUUGCCCGAGAUGCUGCCGUUGCCGAGGCUUGGCUUAUUGCCCAGGAGCCGUAUCUGCUCUCCUCCGAGCUGGGACACACAAUUGACGAGGUCGAGAAUCUGAUCAAGAAGCACGAGGCAUUCGAGAAGUCGGCCGCCGCACAAGAGGAGCGCUUCAGCGCACUUGAGCGUUUGACAACCUUUGAGCUUAAGGAAAUGAAACGGCGCCAGGAGCAGGCGGAGGAGGCCGAACGGCAGCGCAUCAAGGAGGAACAGGAGGCUAAGGCCGCAUCCGAGGCGGCCGAGUUGGCCAAACGUGAGGCUGAGCGUCGUGAUGAUGUUGAUGUGGGCAUUGCCCACGAUGAAGCAGCCGCUGCAGACACAGCCGAAGACAUUGAGCGCGUUGUCGAGACCCAAACAGAGCGUGGCGCCACACCAGCUGCUGGAGAUGGUCAGGAGGGUUAUGUGACACGAAAGCAUGAAUGGGAGUCGGCCACCAAGAAGGCCUCCAACAGAUCUUGGGAUAAGGUUUAUAUGGCUGCACGAAGCGGACGCGUUUCGUUCUUCAAAGAUCACAAGGGUUACAAGAGUAAUCCCGAAUUGACCUUCCGCGGCGAGCCCAGCUACGAUCUGCAGGGCGCUGCCAUCGAAAUUGCCAGUGAUUACACCAAGAAGAAGCAUGUGCUGCGAGUCAAAUUGGCCAGCGGAGCUGAGUUCUUGCUGCAGGCCCACGAUGACAACGAGAUGUCACAGUGGGUAUCCGCUUUGAAGGCCCAGAGCGAUUCGGCGGCUGUGGCGGCGAGCAGAUCCCAGACCUUGCCGGCUACUUCGCAAAAGGACGAACCAAAGCGCAGAUCGUUUUUUACUUUAAAGAAAAAGUAAAUGCAAAUAUAUAAGAGCAGCUAAUUAAAACAAAACAAAAUGAAAGAUAACAA
Molecule: messenger RNA, 7211 nt
Organism: Drosophila novamexicana
Lineage: Eukaryota; Metazoa; Arthropoda; Insecta; Diptera; Drosophilidae
Gene: beta-Spec
Product: spectrin beta chain
Exons: 9
Coding region: 232-7158 (2308 amino acids)
Biological process (GO): neuron development; actin cytoskeleton organization
Cellular component (GO): plasma membrane; spectrin; cell projection
Molecular function (GO): actin filament binding; structural constituent of cytoskeleton; phospholipid binding
Source: RefSeq, a predicted model, not a curated record